UGGUGAGAUUCCUUUCACAUCUCUUCUUUACACUUCGAUCCCAGUUGAAAAAAUUGGUUCUUGGAUGUGGUGGCUCAGUCCCUUUUGUUUUGUAAUUUGUGGGUUUCUUAGUUUGUGAAGAAUUUUUUAUCAAAGAUUUAAUCAUGAUUGUUGUUGGGGGAAAUCGGAGAUUUGUUUGAUUAAUUUAUAAAGGAACGCAUGUUGUUUGAGAGGCUGAGAAUUGUUGCCUUAGAUCCAUGAAACCCGUAUUCCAUGUGGCAAAAAGUUGGCAUCUUUCGAGGGUUUUUUCUUGUGAAUCUUUUUUCCGAGGUUGUUUUUUCUCACGAGUUCUGUUUCUUGGAUUUGGAUAAGGGUUUGGUAAUUUGUCCUUUUCUGCGUCUCUUGAAUUAUAUUAGAGGGGGUUGUGAUUUCGUGUUGUGGAGGAAGAAUUCGUGAGCUCUGGAUAUCAGAUUCUUGAAAAAAAAUCAUCGUUUGUUAGGUUUUUCGUGAGGCUGGAUAUCGGCUUGUUUAGUUCUUGAAUCGGGGCAUUUCAAGCUCGUGAUCUGGCUAAUGCAUGUAUUCGAGAAUCCCCAAGGUUCAGUUAGGAGGUCGUGUAGCCUCGAGGAAGGAAAUUGAUGGACGGAAUGUGUCCAGCAAUUGCGGUUACAGUUAGCUUAGGUAGUAGUCCUGCGUGUGAAACUCACAAGGAGACCGCACGGCUCAAGCUGGAGACGGAGGCAGCAAUGGUGCUGGAUGAUAAUUCUUGUUCUAGUUUGGAUAAUGAUGUCUCGGUAAUGCCGGGAGUAGGUGAGGCGAAACAUGAUCUGUCACAGACGAGGCGGAUAGCUGAAAACGGUCAGUUCGGUAGUGAUGUUCAGGAAAGUGAGGAAGACGAAGUCCUCUCUAUCGGGGAAGACCCUAACUUUAGUAGUGUGGAGUUGCUACCCUUAGAUUCUAGCUCCAAUCUAAGCGUGCCUUUAGACACCGCACCGGAGUCCAGCUUACCCAUUGCCGUCGAGAUUGAGGGUGUUGAUAAUGGUCAGAUAGUUGCAAAAGUCAUUAGUGUGGAAGAGAGAAACACAAAGCAGAGGCUAUCUCACGAUGCCCUCGCAGUAGCCACUAGACAAGAUGAGGAGUGUUCAAGCGGGCCUACUAUAAAGGCUUCAGUAGUUUCUCUCAAGCUAUCCGGUGAAAAAGAUCCCAGCAAAGGUGGGGUUAAGAGUGUCUAUGAGCUUGAUUGUCUGCCUCUUUGGGGUUCGGUGUCUAUCAUUGGACAUAGGCCGGAGAUGGAAGAUGCUAUCGUGGCUGUUCCUCAUUUCAUGAAAAUCCCCAUCAAGAUGUUCAUUGGGGACUAUAAGAUAGACGGGAUAAGUCAAACUCUGACUCACCUCACUUCACACUUUUUCGGGGUAUACGAUGGCCAUGGUGGAUCUCAGGUGGCAAAUUAUUGUCGUGAGCGUCUCCAUUUAGCUUUAAAAGACGAGAUAAUAAAUGUCAAAGAUAAUCUGGUUAAUGGGAGCACCCAAGCCUCCCAAGAUGCUCGACAGGUGCAAUGGGAUAAGGUCUUCAACGAUUGCUUUUUGAAGGUCGAUGGUGAGGUCAGUGGGAAGGUGAGCCGAGCCAUCCCUGUAGAAGAUGCAAAAGUGUCUAAUUGCGCCUCUGAACCCGUUGCCCCUGAAACUGUUGGAUCCACAGCGGUUGUUGCUGUCGUUUGUUCAUCCCAUAUUAUAGUUGCAAACUGUGGAGAUUCGAGGGCUGUCCUUUACCGUGGUAAAGAACCAAUCACACUAUCGGUCGACCAUAAACCAAAUCGGGAGGAUGAAUAUGCUAGGAUCGAGGCGGCUGGUGGCAAAGUCAUACAAUGGAACGGACACCGUGUUUUUGGUGUUCUCGCGAUGUCACGGUCUAUCGGCGACAGAUACUUGAAGCCAUGGAUCAUACCGGAACCCGAGGUGAUGUUCGUCCCUCGAGCUAGGGAAGACGAGUGUCUUGUCCUCGCCAGCGAUGGCUUGUGGGAUGUGAUGACGAACGAGGAAGUGUGCGACCUGGCACGGAAACGGAUCUUGAUCUGGCACAAGAAGAACGGGACGAACCCGACUGUGGACCGGGGCCAGGGAGUCGACCCUGCGGCACAAGCAGCAGCGGAGUACCUCUCGAACGUUGCCCUGCACCGAGGUAGCAAGGACAAUAUAUCGAUCAUCGUUGUCGAUCUCAAAGCUCAAAGGAAGUUCAAGAGCAAAUCUUGAAGCCCAGGUACUGAUAUAGUAGUCUCUUUUUAUACAGCACAAUAUAUAUUAUCUCAUUAUUACAUAACUUGUCCAUUUAUUUUUCAUAUGGGCUUGAGUUGUUUAUGAGAAUAUAGUGUAUCAGUAAUGUAACAUAGAUGCAAUAUGAGAAAUGACCUUUGUAUGAAUUUUUGGCUACGAUCAAAAUUCUGUAUAAAUCUUAAUAUAUUUUGCUCCCUUAAUAUAUACUGAUGUAUGAUUUUACUUCA
Molecule: messenger RNA, 2473 nt
Organism: Salvia miltiorrhiza (redroot sage)
Lineage: Eukaryota; Viridiplantae; Streptophyta; Magnoliopsida; Lamiales; Lamiaceae
Product: protein phosphatase 2C 16-like
Exons: 5
Coding region: 615-2225 (536 amino acids)
Biological process (GO): protein dephosphorylation
Molecular function (GO): cation binding; protein serine/threonine phosphatase activity
Source: RefSeq, a predicted model, not a curated record